AUGGCCUGCUGGCCCAAUGGCAAGGCGUCCGCCUACGGAGCGGAAGAUUGCAGGUUCGAUCCCUGCGUAGGUCACGUCUGUGGAAACAAUGAGUUUGAAGGCCCCUUGUAUCUACUUUUCACGGGGCAUGAGCUCUUCGGGGCAAUGGAAUGUUCUCCGUUGACGCCUAGAACUCCUAAAUUCUUGACUGUUCAAUGUUCAAUGUUCAAUUCUGCAUUCCACAAUAAGGGAAUCAUAAACAAUCAUGGAAAAUACAGCUGUGGCGAGCGGAAGCCGUUGUGGGACGAGCAUCGAACUUCAAUCACUUGCAACACCAACGCAGACUCGCAGCCAAAUGGAGAUCAAGAACCAGCGUCAAGAGCACCCAAGCUGAGAGCGUCUCGUAUUGCAGUCAUCAUGCUUUCACUCGGCGCAAGCGUCUUCGUCUCAGCUCUAGACAUGACCAUCAUUGCAACAGCCUCCCCGGAAAUUGCAGGUCACUUCCAAUCCGCUUCCGGCUACACAUGGAUCGGUAGUGCAUACACAUUAGCCAAUACAGCUACAAUGCCUACAUGGGGUAAGAUAUCGGACAUUUGGGGCCGUAAACCUUUGUUGCUGGCUGGGUUGGUGGUGUUUUUUGUCGGGAGUAUGAUUUGUGGAUUGGCAGAUUCAAUCGGUCUUCUUCUCGCGGGACGAGCAAUCCAAGGUGUGGGAUCUGCCGCCUUGAAUAUUUUGGUUAAUAUCUGCGUGAGUGACUUGUUUGCGCUGAGAGAUCGAGGACUUUACUUUGGAUUGCUUUCCUUGGUAUGGGCAAUGGCAAGUGGAGUGGGACCUGUCCUUGGAGGUGUUUUCUCGGAAAAGCUAUCAUGGAGGUGGUGCUUUUAUAUCAACUUGCCAAUCAUCGGAGCUGUGUUUGUCUUAUUAUUGUUCUCGCUCAAGUUGAACACCCCUCGAACGCCCAUGUGGGACGGUCUGAAGGCCAUCGACUGGACAGGCGGAUCACUCGUCAUCGGAAGUACCGUGAUGCUUCUCCUAGGACUGGACUUUGGCGGUGUCACACGCCCAUGGAGUUCUGCAACCGUGGUCUGCCUUCUUGUUUUUUCUGUUGUUGUCGGGGCUCUAUUCGUUAUCAAUGAGAAACAGAUUGCGAAAUACCCAGUCAUCCCUAUAGAGCUUUUCCGAUAUAGAUCUGGGAUUGGAUCAUUCCUUCUUUGCUUUUGCCAUGGACUCGUCUUUAUGGGACAAGGUUAUUACAUGCCGCUAUAUUUCCAGGCCGUCCUUGGUAUGGGUCCCAUCAUGUCCGGAGUUUAUUUCCUACCUUUCAUCUUGGCCAUCACUUUCUCGGGAGCUUUGACCGGAUUAUUCAUUCAAAAAACCGGACGCUAUAUGCCGACGACAUAUUUAGGACUGGCUUUGAUGACACUCGGCGUGGGCCUGCUCAUCAACCUCGAUGAAUACCUCAACUGGUCAAAGCUCAUAACAUUUCAGAUCGUCUCAGGAAUUGGCAUUGGACUAAACUUCGAGGCGCCUUUGCUCUCCUUGCAGGCGAUCGUGGGCAAGCAUAAUGCUGCUACGGCGACUUCUACCAUUGGCUUUGUCCGGGCUAUAGCAUGCGCUAUUUCGAUCGUCUUGGGAUCUGUGGUCUUCCAAAACCAGAUGGUAAAGCAAGGCCCCAGUCUGACGGCGGCUCUUGGGCCUUCACUUGGAGGUCUGCUCUCGAACGGAGAUGCUGCAGCAAAUAUUGGUAUAGUCAAUUCAUUACCUUCGGCACAGCAGGCAGCUGCCAGACAUGCGUUGCACCAUGCUCUGACGACCAUGUGGGUUAUGUAUGUCGGUUUUGCUGGGGCUGGACUGAUUGGCGGUUGUCUGAUGAGCUCUCAUCCCCUGAGCCGAGAACAUGAAGCUGUUGUUCUUGGGCUAAGAAGGGAGAGUGACAAUGGCAAUUAA
Molecule: messenger RNA, 1926 nt
Organism: Talaromyces stipitatus ATCC 10500
Lineage: Eukaryota; Fungi; Ascomycota; Eurotiomycetes; Eurotiales; Trichocomaceae
Product: efflux pump antibiotic resistance protein, putative
Exons: 8
Coding region: 1-1926 (641 amino acids)
Biological process (GO): transmembrane transport
Molecular function (GO): transmembrane transporter activity
Source: RefSeq, a predicted model, not a curated record